GCUCCUGCAACAUAUCUCUGCCGUGUACCUUCAUCUGCCUCCCACACAUCUGCUUCUAACGCCUGCGCCCGCUGGCUCGACGCGCGUGGACAUCCAUCUUGUCACUUUGUAACAUCCAUAAGCGCCCACACACUCGCAACGUUCAACGGGAAGCCAUGGCCGAGGACGGACUUCGUAAGAGAGGCCGCGCGGUCGGGGCAAAGGAAAAGGCUGAGGGGAAGAAGGCGCCGACUCUGGAUCAGGGGAAGGGGACCGCGGUCGCAGCAUCUGCCAGCUUGUCCAAGGGGACGACGCUACUGGUGGCCGUGCUGUUCUCCGUGUUUGCUGUCUUCGUAUACCAGGAUCCAUCUCUGGUCUUGGACCCUAUCAAUGACUUCUUUGGGUUCGAGGAGAAUGCCGGGAUUCUUCCGCCGUCAACGACCUUCGUUGCGGACAUCGCAAAGAGAGAUGCUGUCAUCAACGCGUUCAAGCAUGCAUGGCUUGCAUACGAGCGAGAUGCCAUGGGUGACGAUGAAUACCACCCCAUUAGCCAGAAGGGCACCAAUUUGACGGCGGCCGGAGGUAUCGGCUACACAGUCAUCGACUCCAUUGAUACUAUGCUACUCAUGGGUCUUCAAGACGAGUACGCGCGUGCACGCAAGUGGGUAGAGACGAAGAUGUCGUUCGACCGUGAUGCGAACUUCAACACAUUCGAGACAACAAUUCGCGUGUUGGGUGGUCUGUUGUCGGCAUACCAUUUCACGAAGGAUGAGCUGUAUCUUGAAAAGGCAAAAGAGCUAGCGGAUCGUAUCAUGCCCGCCUUCGAGACCCCUUCGGGACUUCCGACCUCCAAUGUAAACCUUGGCCAGCGGAAGGGAGUUCCGGCGCAAGACAACAAGGGAUUGGUCAGCACCGCGGAAGUGUCUACCCUCCAGCUCGAGUUCAGGUACCUCAGCUACUUGACAGACAAUGACGCGUACUGGGACGCUGCCGAAAAUGUCAUGCGGGUCAUCAAGGGCGCAAGUUUGACGACAGGGCUUGCAUCAAUAUUCAUGAACCCUACAGAUGGCCGCUUUGUACUAUCACCUAUCCGCCUUGGUUCCCGCGGAGACUCGUACUAUGAAUACCUCUUAAAACAGUACCUGCAGACUAAUUUGACAGAACCAGUAUACCAAGACAUGUACAAUGGCGCUAUAGACGGCGUUCACGCACAUCUCAUCAGGAAAAGCGAACUCGCGAAGCUGACUUACACGUCCGAACUCAUCCCCGAGAAGGAUCGCUCCGGACAAAUCUCAUGGCGUCUUGUCCCGAAACAAGACCACCUCGUUUGCUUCUUCGGGGGUUCGCUGAUGCUUGGGGCCGUGACCAGUGGAGCACAGUCCCUCCCCGUCUCCGUUCCUCCGCGCCCCAGUCAGUUGACCUCGACAGGCAAGAGGGACUGGCAAACCGGAGUGGACCUAAUCGAGACGUGCAUGCGCACGCACGAUACCGCGACGGGCCUGUCGCCUGAGAUCGCGCACUUCCGCAUCCCGAGCGACAAGGUCGUGGGCUCGAGCAUCCCGCAGGACUGGUACAUCAAAGGCGCGAAGCCUGGAGCGCCUGCGCCGUACGAUGCGCGGUACAUCCUCCGCCCAGAGACCGUCGAGUCGUUAUUUAUUGCGUAUCGCUUGACGGGCGACGAGAAGUACCGUCAGUACGGCUGGAACAUCUUCAAGGCGAUCGAGACGCACUGCAAGAUCGAGACCGGAGGCUACGCGAGCAUCAUCAACGUCGACGCCGUUCCUGUAGAGCACGAGGACAAGAUGGAGACGUUCUUGAUGAGCGAGACACUGAAAUAUCUGUACUUGCUAUUUGAGGACGACUCCGUUCUUCCGCUGACAGAAUACGUCUUCAACACCGAAGCGCAUCCGUUCCCCAUCAUCAACCCGAGUCGACACGCCGCCUUCUGAGCAUGGUUCACGCGUCCCGGGCACUCAGCAUCGACAUACCCAACGCUCGCAUAGCAUAGUCCAUAUUGAUCUCAUUUGCAUCUGCUAUCUCUCUUGCUAUUCUAGUCGCAUGCGAUGUUAUCUGCGAGUGGCGUGCAAGCGAGUACGACGAACACGACAGAGCGAAGAAGGUAGCAUGUGGGUAAGCAGAUGGGAUUAAGUGGUUCGUGGGGUGGUGGUGCAGCAUGCAUGCAUAUGGUACAUGAGCAGAAGCACCCGGCGUACAUUCGGGUUCGAAGCAUUAUGCCUGUUACCUGGCAAGGAAAGUAGCGGAGUUGGGUAGGUCGUGAGAGGGCGUUACUGGUAAGUUAUCAAGUAGUACACGUUCGUUCGUCGUCAAGUAGUCCAGUUCUUCUGUACGAGUAUGGAUUUAGUCCUUCACGGUAAAGGCAUGCCGAACAUCCGUUAUCGCUGUGCCGUCCACCUCUGAUAAGUUAUGUUAUGCUGUGUAUGUAUCAUGCGGAUGCGUAUGCGUAUGGGAGUCCGAGAACGUCAUAUCGCGUUCGCGAGCACGGUCGCGUACGACGGCGCGCUCGGCCGCUUCUCGUCGAGCUCGUCUGCGGAGAUGUGCUCCCAGGGCUCGUCGAGCUCCGCGUCAUCGGGCACCUGGUCGUCCAGGGCGAUGACGGCCGGCAUCUCCGACACGACCUCGAAGUCGCCCGCUGGCAGAAAGGAAACGAAAUAGACGCAUCAGCGUGCGUCUCCCAAUCGGUCGCGCUGGGCGGAGAAGCUCGCUCACCUCUGCUCUUGCGCGCCUUGCCGGGCUUGAUGAGCUGCCCGAGCUGCACCUCGAGAGGGAGGCUGGCCGCAGUCGGAGCGCCAGCGCGCGCGAGCAUCGCGCGCUCGACGACGUCAGCGAUGAUCUCCUCCACGGGGCUCGUCGGGAGCAGCACCGUCACGUCCUCGGACACCACCAGCUGCGGCUUCGCGCCCCCGCUGGUCCGACCGGCACCCGCGUGCCUCCCAGAGACGUCGCGGCUGUGAACGGCGUGGGCGGGGUUGAGCGAGGCGGUGCGUUCGCGCUCGCGCUCUGCGCGUUCCUUGCGCUUCUUGACGCGCUGGCGGUCGCGGUCGUACGCGCGCCUCGCCUUGAGGACGACGUUCUCGCUCUCGGGGAGUGGGGAGACUGGGGAGACUGCAUUUGGGGAGGUGGGAUCGGCUGGGGCAGCGUCAGCCGUGGGCUCGGCUGGGGCGGUGUUGACGUUGAGUGGGAGAGAGGGAUUGCGGGCGGCGCGGCGAGCGCGGAGGGAGGACGGGGUCGUGAACACGGGCAUUAUGGUUGUGCUGGGUGGAUUAAGAUAUGGACGUAGAGGUAUGCGAGGAAUAGAUACACAAGGACUGGGUAUGCAGAAAGAGAACAAGACCGAGCGUUGUCGACGAUGGCGGUGGUGGUGACGGUGGUGGUACGAGAGCAAGGACUAGGCUGACGGCGGAGGUGGGGGAGAUAAGGCUCGAGUGGCGGAGCGACAAGGCACG
This is a messenger RNA of Dichomitus squalens LYAD-421 SS1, 3443 nucleotides long. Its product is annotated as glycoside hydrolase. The transcript is spliced from 15 exons. The record is from RefSeq and is a predicted model, not a curated record. Gene Ontology annotation, cellular component: endoplasmic reticulum; membrane. Gene Ontology annotation, molecular function: mannosyl-oligosaccharide 1,2-alpha-mannosidase activity; calcium ion binding. NCBI's taxonomy places the organism in Eukaryota, Fungi, Basidiomycota, Agaricomycetes, Polyporales, Polyporaceae. Gene Ontology annotation, biological process: N-glycan processing; carbohydrate metabolic process. The coding region runs from base 156 to 1928 and encodes 590 amino acids.